Messenger RNA from Neomonachus schauinslandi (Hawaiian monk seal), 1150 nucleotides. It is a transcript of the gene CXCR5, whose product is annotated as C-X-C motif chemokine receptor 5. The transcript is spliced from 2 exons. Gene Ontology annotation, cellular component: membrane. Bases 26 to 1150 code for a protein of 374 amino acids. The record is from RefSeq and is a predicted model, not a curated record. Gene Ontology annotation, molecular function: C-X-C chemokine receptor activity. Gene Ontology annotation, biological process: G protein-coupled receptor signaling pathway; B cell activation; lymph node development. Lineage: Eukaryota; Metazoa; Chordata; Mammalia; Carnivora; Phocidae.
GUCUGGUUGACAUACGGCUACAAGCAUGAACUACCCCCUAACCCUGGACAUGGACCUUAUGAACUACAACCUGGAAGAUGUGUACAGGGAGCUCGGCAACUACAGUGACAGCACCGAGAGCCCCGCGGUGGAAAAUCACCUCUGCUCCACAGUCGAGGGGCCCCUCCUGGCCUCCUUCAAGGCUGUGUUCAUGCCGGUGGCCUACGGCUUCAUCUUCCUCCUGGGUAUGAUGGGCAACAUCCUGGUGCUGGUGAUCCUGGAGCGGCACCGACAAACGCGCAGCUCCACCGAGACCUUCCUGUUCCACCUGGCCGUGGCCGACCUCCUGCUGGUCUUCAUCCUGCCCUUCGCCGUGGCCGAGGGCUCUGUGGGCUGGCUCCUGGGCACGGUCCUCUGCAAAGCUGUGAUCGCCCUGCACAAGAUCAACUUCUACUGCAGCAGCCUGCUCCUGGCCUGCAUCGCCGUGGACCGCUACCUGGCCAUCGUGCACGCCGUCCAUGCCUACCGCCACCGCCGCCUCCUCUCCGUCCACAUCACCUGCGCCGCCAUCUGGCUGGCGGGCUGCUGCUUCGCCUUGCCGGAGAUCCUCUUCGCCAAAGUCAGCCAACCGCACCACAACGACUCGCUGCCGCGCUGUACCUUCUCCCAGGAGAACCAGGCCGAAAGCAAGGCCUGGUUCACCUCCCGCUUCCUCUACCACGUCGGGGGCUUCCUGCUGCCCAUGCUGGUGAUGGGCUGGUGCUACGUCGGGGUGGUGCACCGACUGUGCCAGGCCCAGCGGCGCCCGCAGAGGCAGAAGGCGGUGCGGGUGGCCAUCCUGGUGACGAGCGUCUUCUUCCUCUGUUGGUCCCCCUACCACGUCGUCAUCUUCCUGGACACCCUGGCGAGGCUGAAGACCGUGGGCUACGGCUGCGAGCUGAACAGUUACCUCUCCGUGGCCAUCACCAUGAGUGAGUUCCUGGGCCUGGCGCACUGCUGUCUCAAUCCCAUGCUCUACACUUUCGCGGGUGUCAAGUUCCGGAGCGACCUGUCGCGCCUUCUGACCAAGCUGGGCUGUGCCGGCCCGGCGUCUCUUUGCCAGUUAUUCCCCACUUGGCGCAAGAGCAGCCUCUCCGAGUCAGAGAAUGCCACCUCCCUCACCACCUUCUAG